Aphidius gifuensis is the source of this 9954-nucleotide messenger RNA. It is a transcript of the gene Megf8, whose product is annotated as multiple epidermal growth factor-like domains protein 8. The record is from RefSeq and is a predicted model, not a curated record. Gene Ontology annotation, molecular function: calcium ion binding; protein binding. Bases 86 to 9094 code for a protein of 3002 amino acids. The transcript has 3 exons. NCBI's taxonomy places the organism in Eukaryota, Metazoa, Arthropoda, Insecta, Hymenoptera, Braconidae.
UAUUAUUGACAAGUUUAUAAAAUUUCAAUGACUUCAAAGUAUAAUGAAAUUUUUAUUAGAAAAAUAGCAAGGUUGAAAGAAUGCAAUGGGGUUGAUGAUAAUAAAAUUUCCAUGGUUUAUCACAUGGACAUGUCUUAUAUGGGGAUUAAAUUCAAGCCCUCAAGUGUUACCUAAACAAGUACCAUGUGAUAAAACACGUAAAGUUUUUACUGAUACAUGGGGAAUGAUUAGCGAUGGCCCUAUGGGAUCAAAUUAUACACAGGAUUCACACUGUGAAUGGCUUAUCCAAGCCAAUAAAAGUAGCCAAUUUAUAACUCUUAGUUUUCGUACAAUGGGAACAGAGUGUAGUUAUGAUUAUGUUUUUGUUUAUGAUGGUGAUUCAUUUCGUUCACCAUUACUUGGUAGUUUUAGUGGUAAAACUGAGCCUCAACAAGUAACAUCAUCAUCUGGCUAUAUGUUAAUAUUAUUGUACAGUGAUACAAAUUAUGUUUUGGAUGGUUUUCAUGCUGAAUUUUCAGUAACAGAUUGUCCAAAUAAUUGUACACGACAUGGUAAAUGUAUUAAUAAUACAUGUUUUUGUGAAAAUAAUUGGGGUGGAAAAGAUUGUUCAAGAGAAUUAUGUCCAGAUAAUUGUGGUAAUGGAGGUUUAUGUAGUACUAAUAAAUGUCAAUGUAAAAAAGGUUUUUCUGGUCAAUCAUGUUCGUUAAAUUCAAAAAGACCAGAUGGAAAUAAAUGGCACUGGUUAUCACAUUCAGAAAGUGGAUUAACACCAAGAGCAGCACAUUCAGCAGUAUAUGAUACUCAAACAGAUUCAUUAUUUGUAUUUGGUGGAUAUGAUCUUAAUUAUGUACUUGGUGAUCUUCAAGUUUAUAGAUUUAAUACAAGCCAAUGGGAAGAUGAACAUGGUGUAAUACUAGAAAGUCCAUCAUCUGUUGAUUAUUUAGAUCCAACAUUAAUUAAAAAUGAACUUGAACGAAUUAGUGCAGGUGAAGAAAAAUAUGGUUUAUCAUCAAGAUCAUUUGCUUGGAAAUUAUUGUAUAAUAUUAAAAGUAACAGUAGCAUUGGUUUAACUAAUAAUAAUACUGAAUAUUUAUCAACAAAUCAACGUGAACGUAUAAAAAAAUUACAUGAAAUUCAUACAAAUAAACAAAAACGUCAUAGUCAUCAAUCAUAUAAAACAAAUGAUUCAUCAUUUUGGCAAGAAUAUUUAUUUGACACACCAGUAAUAAAUAAAAUUAAAAAAACAAAUUUUAUAAAUGAUAAAAUAAAACGUAAUAUACCAGAAUAUUUAACACCAGCACCACGUUAUGGUCAUGCUGCUUGUAAAUAUGAAAAAGGUUUUGUAAUUUAUGGUGGAAAAUUAUCAGAUGGUACAUUGUCAAAUGAACUUUGGCAUUAUAAUAUUAAAGAUAAAAUAUGGACACGUAGAGCUAAAAAUUCACCACUAAAACCACCAGCUUUAACACGACAUACAUUAACAUUAGCAAAAGAUAAUAUUUAUAUAUUUGGUGGUAGUACAGUUGACGGUGAAUUUUCAUCAAAUUUAUAUACAAUACGACUUAAUAUGACAAAUAGUACAAAUGAAAAAUGGAUUAAAGUAAGACCACGUGGUGGUAAAGAAUUAGAUGUACGUGUUGUUGCACAUUCAACAGUUUAUCAUAUUGCAACAAAUUCAUUGUUAGUUUAUGGUGGUGUUGUUGCAAGUGUUGCAAGAUUUAGUAAAUUAUCUGAUAGAAUGUUUGUAUUUCAAAUAAGUCGUAAAGUAUGGUCGGAAAUUCAUUAUCCACGUGAACAUUUACCAGAUGUAUAUGUACCACGUGAAAGAGCAUUUCAUUCAUGCAAUAUUAUUGGUAAUUAUCUUGUUGUAUUUGGUGGCUAUUCACAUCGUCAUAAUAAAGAAGAAAUAUGUUAUGAUAAUCAAAUGUAUCUUUAUAAUCUUGGUUGUCAUGUUUGGGUUAGUCAUGAGGUACUUGGUAUUAAUGAUAAAGUAUCAAGUUAUCCAAAACAACAAGGUGUAUUUGCUCAUGCUGCUGAUGUUAGAAAUGAUAAUACAUUAUUAUUAAUUGGUGGUUAUCAUGGUAAUGUUAAUGCUGAUUUAUUAGCAUAUACAUUACCACCAAUGUUAGCACCUGGUAAUGAUGAAUUAAUUGAACCAGAAGAACUUUGUUCAAAUCAUAAAACAUUUACUGAAUGUUCAGCAAAUCCAGAAUGUGGAUGGUGUUCAGCUGAUGAAAUAUGUUAUGGUAGAACAAUUGGUAGUAAUUGUACAACAAAUUUACAAACAUCAAGAUGUCCUGGUGUAUGUCCUGUACUUGGUGAUUGUCAUUCAUGUUUAAUACAUGGACAACCUGGUGGUGGUUGGGGUACAAAUUCACGUGGUAAAAAUUCAAUAUCAAAUAAAUUAAAUCUUGGUACAUGUACAUGGUGUGUACAAAAUGCUCGUUGUCAUCAUAAAAAUGAUAAUUAUGGUGUAUGUGGUUUACGUGAUGAUACAUUAUCACAAAUACCCGGUUGGUGGGGUACAAAAGGUACAGAAAUAUCAAAAGUUGAAGAUUGUCGUAUUAUGGAUCGUCGUCCUGGGCUAACAUUUCUUAAAUAUAAACCACCAGUUAAUUUUACACAACCAGAUUCAGUUACAAUUGUUAAUGCAACGACAAUUGAUUUUAAUGUACCAUCAAUGCAAGGUGCUAAAAGUGAAUCAGCACUUGGUGGUGAAAUGAUUGCACGUUUAAUUGGUUUUUUAAGACCACCAGAAUAUUAUUGGGAUGGUAAUAAUGAACAAUUAAAAAUAUGUGUAAGUUAUAAUAGUGCAACACUUCGUGUAUUACAAUAUACAAAUAAUAAUAUGUCAAAUAAAGAAUUAGAACUUGUUGCAAAUUUAACUGCUGAAACAUCACAAUGUAUACCAACAAAAUGGCAAAAUGGUAAUUAUAUGACACUUGAUAAUGGUCGUUAUCUUCUUGAUUUUGAAUCAAAACGUAUGGUUACAGUUAAUUAUGCAUAUCCAAGUAAAAUGGAAAUAACACAUAAUCGUAAAAAUGAAAAUCCAAAAGUAUUUACAUUUGAAUAUCUUGAACCAUAUCAAAAUGGUUCAUGUUAUCAAUAUAAAAAUUGUCUUCAUUGUUUAACUGAUUCAUCAUGUGGAUGGUGUGAUAUUAAUAAUAAAUGUUUAUCACGUUCAUUGGAUGAAAAAAAAAGUUGUUCAAUAACAAUUGAUAUUGAUAAAAAUGGUUUAUUUAUAAAUGAAUGGCAUUAUUUAACAAUAACACCAUCAUCAUGUGCAAAUUGUUCAAAUUAUAUAUCAUGUGAAUCAUGUGUUGAAACAAAUAUAUGUGAAUGGUGGACAGAAGAAGCAAGAUGUGCAAGAUUAGGUAGAUUACCAAAUAGUGUUAUUAAUAUUAAACAAUGUCCAAUUUCAUGUAAUAAAAGAAUUAAUUGUACACAAUGUUUGGAUGAACGUGGUCGUUGUGUAUGGUGUGAAGCAACAAAUGAAUGUUUUUCAUUUUCUGUAUAUACAUCUGAAUAUCAAUUUGGUUUAUGUCGUGAAUGGAUGGAUCAAGCUGGUCUUAUGGGUGUAACAUCACGUUCAGCUACAUCAUUAAUAAGUGGUAAUGAUCAAUGUAAAAGUUGCAAUAGACAUACAAAUUGUACAAGUUGUCUUCAUUCAUUAAGUUGUGGUUGGUGUUAUAAUAUUGAUAAUCCAAUUAUUGGCUCAUGUGUACAAGGUGAUUUUAAUAAAGCCCAUGUUAAUUGUAAUAUUAUUAUUAAUAAUUAUUACAAUGAAACAUUGAGUGUUGAUAAAUCAGGUUGGGCAUAUGCACAAUGUCCAGAUGUUGAUGAGUGUGAUCUUGGUCUUCAUGAUUGUCAUUUAAAUGCAAUAUGUACAAAUACACAUGGCAGUUAUAGCUGUCAAUGCAAACGUGGUUUUAAUGGUGAUGGAAAAGAUAAUUGUACUAAAACAUGUUAUGAAAAAUGUAUCAAUGGAUAUUGUAGUGAAGCACCAGAUUAUAAAUGUCAAUGUAAUCUUGGUUGGACUGGUUCUGAUUGUAAAACAAAUUGUGGCUGUUAUAAUCAUUCAACAUGUACAAAUAGUGUUGGUAUUUGUGAUGAAUGUCAAGAUUGGACAACUGGAAGAUUUUGUGAUAGUUGUAAAAUUGGAAGUUAUGGUAAUGCAACAACAUCAUUUGGUUGUCAUCAGUGUAAAUGUAAUAAUCAUGGUGAUGAAAAUAUGAAUUAUUGUGAUAGUAAAACAGGACAUUGUUUUUGUAAAGAUAAUACUGAAGGUGCUAAUUGUGAAUUAUGUCAAAAAGGAUAUUAUGGUAAUCCAGAAAAUGGUGGUAUGUGUUAUUAUGGUUGUAUGUCUAGAGGUAUUAUUAGUGGAUAUAAAAAUGGUAAACAAGGUCUUGGUAGUAGAUAUUCAAAAUUAUCAAUUUGGGAUAAUUAUUCUGAUAAUAAUCAAACAAAAGAAUGUUUAUGGAUUAUAAUAUCAUCAAAAGAAGAUAAUUUAACAACAAAUUUAAUAAUGCCACCAGCUGUUCCAAGUGUUAUACAAUUUUCAAUUCACAAAGAUAUUAAUGUUAGUUGUCAAGAAAAUAGUGUUUAUGUUUAUGAUGGUUUACCAAAUUUUGUAUCAUCAAUAAAUAACUAUCAAAGCCAAUUACUUGGUGUUUAUUGUUCAGAUAGUACAGAUUAUCCAAUAACUGUUGAGGCAAAAAGUGGAAUAUUAACUGUACACUAUAAACAGCUUAAUGAAAUUGAAGGUUUUAAUGCAAGUUAUAUUUUAUUAACAUGUAAUGAUAAUUGUCCAAUAAAUCGUAAAUGUCGUGGUGGUAAUUGUCUUUGUAAAAAUGGUUUUGUUGGUAUUGAUUGUGAUAUUGAAUUAUGUCCAAAUAAUUGUACAUCAUCUAAAAAACAAGGUAUUUGUGAUAAAAGUUAUGGACAUUGUGUAUGUACAAAUGGUUAUGGUGGACGUGAUUGUUCAAUUAAAAUAAAAGAACAUCAAUUAGUAUUUACUGAAUUAUUUAAUUCAGAAUAUCUUGCUGAUCAUCUUGAUCAUUUACGUAAAACAUUACCACGUUUUGGACAUAGUUUAGUUGCUGAUCGUCGUGGUAGUUUAUGGAUGUUUGGUGGUUAUUCAUUAUCACAUGGUGCAUUAAAUGAUAUACGUUUAUUUGAUACUAAAAAUAAUACAUGGAUGCCAGUAACUGUUGAAUCAACAUCUGAAUCAUCAAUGCCACAAGGUAGAUAUUUUCAUGCAGCUGAAAUUGUACAUAGUCGUCAACAAAUAUAUAUUUAUGGUGGUUUAACAAUGAAAGAUAAAUCAAAUAAUACAUUAAAUGAUUUUUGGAAAUUUAGUUUACAAAAUCAAAGAUGGCAUUAUGUUAAACAAGAUUUAAUUAUUGAUGAACCACCACCAUUAGCUGGUCAUACAUUAACAUUACGUAGAAAUCAAGAUACUGAAAGUUUAAUACUAAUUGGUGGUUUUAGUACAAGUUAUGGUUAUUUAGAUAGUGUUUGGGAAUUUAAUUUAGAAACUGAAAUAUGGAUUAAACUUGUAACAGCUAAAAAUGGUCCACUUGGUGUUUAUGGUCAUAGUGCUGUAUAUCAUACUAAAACAGAUAGUAUAUAUAUAUUUGGUGGAUAUACAUAUGAAGUUAAUAAAACAUUUAUAUCAAAUAAACUUUAUGCACUUAAUUAUAAAACACGUACAUGGUCAGCAUUACCAUCAUUUGAUAAUGAUUUAACAGAUAAUAAUUUAUUACCACAAGCACGUUAUUUACAUUCAGCAGUAACAACUGAUGAAUAUAUGAUAAUAUAUGGUGGACGUCAAAAACCACAUAAUAAUCGUGAUACAUUAAUUGCAUAUAAAUAUGCAUGUAAUUUAUGGAUUAAAUUAUUAACAAAAGAUACUGAUAUUAUUGGUAAAUCACCACCACCAUCAUAUGCUAAUGCUAUGACACAUAUUGAUCCUGAUGUUAAUGUAAUAUAUAUUGUUGGAGGUUUUGAUGGUGGUACUAAAUGUCAUGUUACUAAAAUAAUUAUACCAAAAGAUAUAUGUAAUCUUUGGACUGAUAAAACAGUAUGUAGAAAAUAUUUUGGUUGUUCAUUUUGUUCAGUAACAACAAUUGAUGGUAUUAAUUCAUCAUAUUGUUUUUCAAAUCAAUUAUCAUCAAAUCAUGAUGAUAAAUGUGAUAUUAAUGUUAUACAAUCACAACGUUCAAAUGGAGUUUUUUGUAAUUCUGAAUUAAUGUCAAAUCGUAAAUGUCAAAAUUUUAAAACUUGUACAGAAUGUUUAGCUGAAUGGCCAUUUUAUCAUGAUGCUGGUGAUGUUAAUCAUGACGACGAUGAUGAUGAUGAUGAUGAUGAUAAUGAAGAUGAUGAAGAUGAAGAUGAUGAUGAUGCUAUUGUAUGUAAAUGGUGUACAAAUUGUCCACAAGGUAAAUGCAUACCAUCAGAAAAAAAUUGUGAUGAACAAAAUAAAUGUAAUAGACGACAAAAUGAAAUUAUUGAUAUUAAUCAAUGUAGUGAAAGUAAAUGUCCAGCAAGUGAUUGUGAAAAAUGUUCUAAUUUAGGUGAUAAUUGUAUUUGGACACGACAAAUAUUAAAAACAUCAGAUUAUGGAUGGAAAAUGUCAAGUGAACCUGUAUAUGAUUGGAAUUGUAUAACAAAAGAAGUAUUUGAACGUUCAAAUAUUGAAAAAAAAAGUAAUACAUGUGAACCACGUUGUAGUAGUCAUAAAAAUUGUAGAGAUUGUUUAAAUUCAAGUGGUUCUGAGGGUGGUUGGCAUGAAUGUAGAUGGUCAACACAAUUAAAAGAAUGUAUAUCACCAUCAUAUCAAUCACUUUAUUGUGCUGGUGGUGUUUGUGGUUUAGUAUUACGUAAUAAUGAUAUUGAUAAUUGUCCAGAGUCUUGUUUAUCAUUUAAACAAUGUAGUAUAUGUUUAAAACAUUCACAUUGUGGUUGGUGUUCACUUGAUUCAACAAAUACAACUGGUCAAGGUAUAUGUACAGAAGGUUCACUUGAAUCACCAGCAGAUCAUCCAGCUGAUGGUACAUGUAAAAUGCUUUAUAAUAAAUUAAAUAAUAUUAAUGAAACAUUAUUAUUUAAUGAUAACAAUAAUAAUACAAAUUUUUCAUGGCACUAUGUUAAAUGUCCACGUGAAAAUGAAUGUAUAAAUGGUCAUCAUACUUGUACAAAAAAUAGUGAAAAAUGUGUUGAUUUAGAUGAUGGUUUUGAGUGUACAUGUGGUGAUGGUUAUAAAAAUGAAACAUCAUUAUUAUCUAAUAAUGAAUUUGGUAAAAAAAUAUGUGUACCAAUGUGUAUACAAGGUUGUGUUAGAGGUGAAUGUACAAGUCCAAAUAUAUGUCGUUGUGAUUUUGGUUAUAUUGGAGCAAAUUGUUCAAUUCAAUGUCAAUGUAAUGGUCAUAGUAAUUGUGCUGGUCCUGAUAAACUUGAUGAAUGUUUAAAAUGUUAUAAUAAUACAAUGGGUUCACAAUGUGAUAAAUGUGAACCAUUAUAUGUUGGUAAUCCAGCAAAUAAUGGACAAUGUGUACCUUGUUUAGAUUAUUGUAAUGGUCAUACAAGAAUAUGUAUUAAUGAAAGUAUGACUGUAUCUGAUCCAAAUACAGUUGAUCGUAUGUCUAUUGAAUUAUUAACAAAACAAUUAGUUGAAGGACCAGUUGCUAAAGCUAAAUGUGUUAAUUGUGGUAAUAAUACAAAAGGUGAUAAAUGUGGUGAAUGUGUUUCUGGUUAUUUUCGUGGUACUGAAAAUUUAAGAGAUGUAUGUAGACCAUGUGAAUGUCAUGGACAUGGUUAUACAUGUGAUCCAAUAACUGGUGAAAAAUGUAAUUGUGGUAAUAAUACUGAAAGUGAACCAUCAUGUAUUAGUGGUCCAAGUGGUGGUAUUAAUAGCGGUGGUGGUGGUGGUAUACCAUGUUGGAAAGUACAAUGUAGUAAAUGUCGUGAAAAUUAUGCUGGUACACCAACAAUGGGACAUCAAUGUUAUAAAACAGUUACUGUUGAUAAUAAAAUGUGUUUUGAUUCAAAACUUAUUGAUGAAUGUAAAAUGAAACCAAAACCAUUAAAUCCUGGUGAGACAGUUUUUUAUAUGGUACAACCAAGAUUUAUGAAUGUUGAUAUACGUAUUAUUGUUGAUGUUACACAAGGUGCAUUAGAUUUAUUUUUAAGUCCACAACCAGAUUCAUUUGUUGUUAAUAUUAAUUCAACAACUGGCUAUCAACAAGUUGAAAUUGAUAGUAGAUUUAAAUGGAAAAAUGAACAUUAUGAAAAUUGGUUUGAUCAACGUGAUCGUCUUUUAUAUCGUGUUAAAUUUAUUGAAUUUCAUUCAAAUUUAUAUAAUGAUUCUGAUUCAAAUGAAUCAACUUGGAAUACACAAAUACCACAAUAUAUUGUUAUGGAAAGAUAUGCUGAAGGUCUUGCAACAUUUAUAACAAUUGAAAAAAGAAAUACAUUUUUAAUUGUUAGAAAUUUAACAAAUAGAUUGGUAUUAACAUUACCACAAGAUAAACAUGAACUUGGUCAAACAAAAUUUCAUAUUGCAUUACAAGCAAUUGAUACAUCAAAUGUAGAUUCAAAUAAUCAUGCUGCAUAUGGAAUGAUAUUUUUUCGUCAAGAUCAAUUACAUAUUGAUUUAUUUGUAUUUUUUUCAGUAUUUUUUUCAUGUUUUUUUUUAUUUUUAGCUGCUUGUGUUGUUGCAUGGAAAACAAAACAAGCUGCUGAUAUAAGACGUGCACGUAGACGACAUGUUGUUGAAAUGUUACACAUGGCUAAAAGACCAUUUGCUUGUGUUACUGUAUUAUAUGAUCAUAAUAAAAAUGGACAUAGUCCAAAUUCACCAUUACGUAAACGUCGACGUAAUAAAGUUAAUAAUUUUCAUAGUGAUGUUAGGCCAAUUGCUGUUGAACCAACUGAUGAUGGUAUUGCUGCUGUUGCAACAGUAUUUAUUAAAUUACCUGGUGGAAGAAAUGCACCAGUUAAACUUGGUCUUGGUAGUUCACUUAUAUUAUUGACAAGAGUUUAUCCUGUCAAUAGCAGAGUUUUUCUUCGUCGCAGACACAGUCAUGCUAUUAAUUAACACAAUAGCUUUUUUUAUUAACGAAAAAAAAUAAAACAAACGAAACAAGCGUGUUGUAUAAAUAGCCAAUUGAAUUAUUUAAUUUUUAAAUAUACUUACUAAAAAUAUAAUUAAUUUCUUUUUUUCUUUUAUGUAUAGAAAAAAAUGUAUAGAGUCUUGAAAAUUUUCAUGUUUUAUUUUAACUAAGCAAUUAAAUUUUUAUUAUAUAAAUUAAUUAAUAUAUAAAUGUUUUUGAAUGUUUUAAUAUGUUAUUAGCAUUGCCAUUCCUUGAAAUAAUUUAAGCACAUUAUACAAUGUACAUUUGUAUAUAUAUACACCAAUUUGUAUUAUAAAUUAUAAUUAUAAAUAUAAUUUUCUUUUGUAUCAAUUUUAUUAUUUUUUUCUUUUCUUUUUAAAUGGGCUGCUAUAAAUAAUUGUAAUACAAUAUUAAUAUUAUUUUUAUUUGUUUAUUUAAAAUAAUUUUUAUAAUAAAUAAAAAAUUAAUAUAUGCAAUGAAUUUAAACACAAAUAUUGCCUUUUUUUUUGUUGUCUUUAUUUCACUCUGUAUUUUUUUUUUAAAUUUAAUUUUAUUCAUCAUUUAAAAUAAUUUAAUUCACAUGUGUUUAUUAAGAAUGAAUAUAUAUAUUUAUUUUAUUUAGAAGUUUUAAAAAAAAAAAAAAACUUUUUAACAAUUGAUUACAUUUUUAUAAUUUUAUAAUCAAGAAUGUAUUUGAAAACCAUUACCACUUGUACUUGUUUAUGUUUUUUUUAUUAUUCGACUUGCUGAUGACAUUUUAUUCAAGCGAAUUGAAAAAAAAUUAUUAUUUUUUGUUCAUAAAAACACGAAGGUGAAGGAAAAAAAUAAAUUAAAAUUUAAUAAA